UGCAUGUUCAAAGGUAGUUCGACCAAUUGCAAAUCUGAGUUUUUCCGCUUCUUCCUUCCCAUGUGAGUAUUGACUUUCCCUGUCGCAGCAGACGAAUUGGUUUUGCUUCCGUUAGAUUUACAUGCGAAACCGAAAUCUAUGUCUCUGCACAGUCCAUCCACGUUUCAGGUUUUCUGCGGUCGUUGCGCCGCCAGCCGGCCAUGCCCACGGCCUUGGGUCGUCAAACCUUCGCAUAUGCACACGGUAAAUAAAUUCUGAUCUCUCAUGAGUCGACGCUCUACACAGGUGCGCACAUGUAUCUGCAGUAUUUCCUCUUUGCAAAGGUUUCCCCCUUUUCAAGACAAGACAGAACGGUGACCCCCCCGCCAGUCACAGGAACCGUGUCUCCAUCAUCGCUGUCUUCGACUUCCUUUUUCGAGCUGAGCAUGGUCGUUUUCUCUCACCGUGCGUCUCUCUGUGGAACCCUUCCCAUGUGUAAACCUUCAGUGAGGCGCUUCCCUCGUCCCUCGCUUUUCCAUGCCUCCCAUGUCGGCCGUGUGUUUAGAGUUCGUCGAUACACUCGUCUCUUUUCUGGAAGCUUGUCUCCAUCAUCUGCUGUGUCUUCGUGGUGUGUAUCCCUCUUCUCUCUUUCGUCGCGUCCGCCUUUUCGGCCAGUUCGUCUGGUGGAGUCAUGCGAAAGCGGUUUCGUCGUACAUUCGGGAACUGUGUCUGUCUUUGCGUGAGAGUCUCCGCCGCCGGCUCCUCCCCUCCAUUCGCCUCGUCAUUCUCGACCGAAACGACGCCCUUCUUGAGUGGUUUGACUUUCGCUUCUCUUCCGAGCCUGCCUCCGCCGCGUUUCUCUCCUCUCCGCGUUUCUCUGUGAAACUGCCAGGCGGGCAACGAGACGGAGAAGACGGCAGAAGACACUCUGGAGGGCCUGCUGCAGCCAAGUCGCAGGAGCUGGGCUUCAGUCACGGAGGAAGAACAGAAAAAUCUGUGCUUCACCAGGAUGCGAAGACUGGCGAAAAGCUGGAGAACGCCCAGGGAGGCGACGCAGACCGUCACCGCCGCCGGCGAAGAUGCAGAGAUUUCAUGGAAACGACGCUCGAGGCUUGCUCGGAAACAGGAGAUGACGAAAACAGCGAGCGCGCAAAGAUCCCGAGGGAAACGCGCCUGGCCUGUGACAAGACAAGACAAGAAAACGCCUUUGCUGAAGGUCGAGAUCCAACAGGGAAGAAGGAUGCAUUCUUCGCUUUUCCCUCGGCGCCGGCAACACUCGUUGACCACUGUCGAGACACUCUAAAUCGCCUCGAGUUCAGCAGCUUCUGGAUCGACGACUUAUGCGAAGACAGCGAAACAGAAGAAGAAGGUGGACGAAAGACUAGCGACGAGGCACCCAGGAUCCGACGCAUGGAGACCCAGAAGGCGGCGCGAUCAACUUCGCCGGGCAUUCGCCGUGUUCGGGGUCGGAGGAAAGCAUGCACAUUUUGUGUUUUAGUGGAAAUGGACCAGACUGUCCUCUCUCGCUUCGAGGCUCGGAAAAACGCAGCGAGCUGCUCACGCAGGGUUCCUUUGGCCGCCGACGAGGAUCUACAUGCCAUCCAGAGACUUCGGUGCAGCUGGAUGCCUUCCUUCUCUUUUUCUUCUCUCUCCGCUUCUUCGUCCUCUUCAGCUUGCCCCGGCACUGUGGGUUCUCCCGUGUCUGCGCCGUCGCCAACGAGGCCGAUUGACCGGCUACAAGAAAGAGAGACAGCUGUCCUCGUCUCCGCUUUCCCCUUCUCUUUCGAUUCUACAGAAAAUACAUACACUUCUGCCGCCUCUUCUCUCCGCGACGUCUCUGCACGAGGCUUUCUAGCGGUCUUCGCGGGGGUGCCGACGAGAAGGAAGCAAGACUUCUUUCGUUCUUCUGUCUCGAAAUUCCCCGACGGCAACUGCGAGAAAGUCUGUGAUAUCGCUUCAGCCAGUGACGCGGAGGAAGCAGUGGACAAGACAGAGAUGGAGAGAGAGGAUACAAGGGAGAAGAAGAGCGAGGAGGCAGAUGAGCAGAGAACGGGUGUUGUGACAGACCCAUGGAUAGCAGCGGCUGAGCUCGUCGGCUUCUCCCGAGAAGAUCGACAGUGAGGGUUUCCGUUGUGUUUUCUCUCGCGUGGGUUUUCUUUCUCUCUCCACGAAAAAAACUUUAUGGCUGCGGACUCAGAGAGAAGAAGAGACACUGCAGUUUCUCGAGACAAAAGGCAGACAGACGACCAGCCAGUGGAACAGUGUGUGGCGUAGAAACCGGUACAGGAGGAGUGAAAGCCACAAGCAAGAAGGAAAAAUGCCUGCAGUGUUGCUCUCACAUCCAGGGAGCAUUUCUGACCCUUUCCAAAGCAGAGGGAAAAGCGAGUGCUACUAUUCACGGCAUCGCACUUACUUGAGCUAAAGGCGAUGCAUCCCAGAUGUUUCGCGACAACGAAACACAAUCAGAAUUUGGUGUACGGUUUAGGGAAUCCUUCUUUCCUGUUUCAGUCUCUGUCAGACGAGGCGCAGAUUUCUCUUUCUGUCAAACAGUAUCUGUUGAGCAUACCUUUCCAGAAAUCUCUGUCAGUCGAUAUGUCCGGUGGUCUCCUCCGUGUCUAAACAGAUCACUUAUGGACAAAAAAUGAGCAAUUCUACAACCGUUUGUUGUUUCCCCC
Molecule: messenger RNA, 2654 nt
Organism: Toxoplasma gondii ME49
Lineage: Eukaryota; Apicomplexa; Conoidasida; Eucoccidiorida; Sarcocystidae
Exons: 3
Coding region: 517-2100 (527 amino acids)
Cellular component (GO): zeta DNA polymerase complex
Source: RefSeq, a predicted model, not a curated record